UACUCAUUGACACUAACGUUGUUUUUUCUGCAUAUUAACAUCAACAUGACAAGGAGAGUCCAUAAAAUGUUGAAUGCUCGUGAAAACAGUUCUGUUUUACUGACGUAAUUGACAUGGAAGAAGAUAUAGAAGAUUAUCCUAACAUUGAAGUGGACCCACAAUAUGUCACUGUGACUAGCGUGGCGUCAUAUGUCAGCACAGAUUCCACAGAUGACCUUGACUGGUUACAAACCUCCAAACUUACAGGGGGGAUAAUCAAGUUCCUGUUUGAUGGAUCUACAGAGGAAAAGAGUCACACAAGUUACUAUGUUUGUGUGGGGGAGGAUGCUACUGUGGACAAUGUGGCUAAAUACAUCACCAAAGUGUGGAAAAAGAGGAGCCCAGACAUCAUACUCUCUGUUAUAUCCAGUCUCAGUCAUUUCAGGAAGUGGAAGAAUCAGCAGGAAGUGGAAGAUUUCCAGACGGGUUUGAUUCAGGCCAUGAACUCUACCAAUAUGUGGGUGUUGACAAAUGGUUUAGAUGGAGGAAUCGCUAAAAUAGUUGGGGAUGCCGUUCGUUUUGAGAGAGAGAGGCGAUCUAUUCUGAUGACACGAGCUCAGAACCCCUAUGUAAAGCUUCACAAGAAGGAGGACGUAGAGGAACUGCCUAAACUAACCGUGAUGGGAAUCGUUCCUAAACUACAGCUCAAGUGUGUGGCUGGGACUGAGGGAUUGCAUGAUUCCAUUAUUUCACUGAAAAAAACGGGGACUAAGGAAGCUAUGGAGUUGAAUGGAGAACACUCUCAUUUUAUCAUAAUGGACCAGAACACUGAUCUAAGGGAGCUGGAAGGCUUUAGACUCAGAAUCGAGGAGAGACUUCUGACCCCUAUAGGGAGGGGCAAGAGAUACAGAAAAGUCAAAAUGUUAGACCCCUCCCUUGAUGCAGAAAAUUUAAACAUGAUUACCUGCACCAGUACCCCCAUGGUGGGCCUCCUGAUACAGGGUGGACCAUUAGAUAUUGACCAUGUGGUGGACCUUCUCCGGAGAAAAGUUCCUGUUCUGGUUCUACAGGGAACAGGACUGGGAGCCGAUCUUAUAGCGUUUGUGUACUUUGAAAAAGUUCAUCACCAGGGUGAUGAGUACGAGUCUUUUGUGAAAACUGAGUUAAUUAAGAGAAUGAUGAACUGUUAUCCAAAGGAUUUUGUGGACAAUGAGCUGGCCCGGAAUCAAUGUAGAGACAAAAUACUGGAGUGUGUUAAUCUCGCCCACCAGGAGAAUGGGAGGUUCCUAACUAUUUUGGACAUAAAUGCGGAUCCCACUGGACUUAAGAAUUUGGACAAAUACAUCUUACUCACAUUGUUUGAAUCUCAAGGGUCCAAAACAGGAAGUCAAUUCCAGGAACAAUUCCAAUCUGACCUCAAGUUGACCUUACACUGGAAUAGACCUGAUCUCGCAGAGUCUCAGAUUUUUGAGAAGUAUGAUUGGACAACUGUUAAGAUAACACCCGAGCUGUUUGAUAAGGCUUUGCUGAAGAGAGGGAGAGAGAGGUUUGUGGAGAUUUUCCUGGAGCGAGGAGCAAUUGUCCUACAUGAGUAUGUCAACUAUAAAAAGCUUCUGGACUUGUUCAAUAAUCUGGACAUGCCUGAUUUUUUCUGUCAAGUCUGUCUAGAAGGAGUUCUGGCCAAAUCUCCAGGGCUGAGUUAUCCAGUGGACAAGGACUUUGUGAUAGGGAAGAAAUGUGACCUGAAUCAUCUGCUGUAUAAACUGACCAGUCUAGAAGCUCUUGUGUCCUCCUAUGAUCUCUCUAUGAACUCUACUGGACAGUUUGUGUGUGACAAACCUACUGCUGAAAGAAAGGCCUUGAAUGCCCUUAUCUACUGGUCAGUUCUGACCUUUAACCCCUCGCUGACCAGAGUUCUGUGGAAGCAGUCUGACCAGCCGAUGGUAAUGGCUCUUGUAAUCAGUAUGAUCUGGCACACACUAGCCACAAAAUGGUGCAGCAGAGAUUUGGACAUCAAACGACAACUCAAUGAUUCUGCUAUAGAGUUUGGAAAACAGGCUGUCAAAUUAUUGGACCUGAGCUACCAAGAUUCAUGCCUAACAGCCAUUGCUUCAUUAGAUGAGAAACUGCCAGAACUUAACAAUAAAACCACCAUCAAGCUAGCCCACAUUGCUCGGAAUAAAUUCUUCAUUGCUCACAAAAGUUGUCAAAAAUGGCUGCUUCAGCGUUGGCAUGGUAACCUGUUAAUCAGAGAAGUGGAUUAUGGGGUAUUCAGACUACCCAACUGGUUCAAGAUAUACAUGAGUGUCUUCUUCGUCUUCCCCAUGUUGUUUUGGAUUACGUAUGAGAUUAAGAAGGACCCAGAAGCUAAAACACCAGAAGAUGAAGAGGAAAUGGAAAUAGACCAAGUGGAUAGUGAAGACAUGAUUCCUAUGAAAAUCAAAUGGAAAAGGAGUACAAAGGGACAGAUGAAAUACCAAAUGAGGGAGAUGUUGAAUUAUGGUCGACAGAACCUUAAGGUGCCCCUUUAUCUCCAGUUCUAUUACCUGUGGAGUGCCCCAAUCACCAAGUUUUAUCUCAGUCAGUUGCUGUAUAUAAUGUACCUGGCCUUGUUCAGUUAUGCAGUCAUUAUACCAUCAUGUGGAGAUUUCUACAUUGACCUUGUUGUGUAUUUUUGGACGGCCAUGAUUUGGGUUGAAAUCAUCAGAAAAACUAUCAUUAAGAGAAAGGAAUACAAAGAGAUGAAGGUUUUCUGGACAGUGAUAGAGAUAUGCCUGAUUGGUUCCUUUCUGAUCGUGAUCGGAUUGGUCCGAAUCAUACCAAAGUUCAUCCCCUUCAUCAAGUACACCACGGCUAAAUUUGUCAUGAGUUUGGGCCUCCUGUACUUCUACUACAGGUUACUGAGUGUUUUCCUUCCCAUCAGCCCCGUGCUGGGACCCAUGAUGAUCAGCUUCAGAGCUAUGAUGAAGAAGGACUUUGUUACGUGGUUGAGGAUGUUCCUGGUGUUUAUGAUUGCGGGGGGUAUCACCAUUCAGGCCACGCUGUACCCUAACUUCCCGGCCUCAGAGGAGGGCAUUGUGGGUACCCUUAGCAGGGCCUUCUUUGCAAUGUUCCUCACUAAAAUUGAUGACCUUGACAGUAAUGAAAAGUGUGAGAAUUUUUAUGCCAACCAGACAAGAGAAGUUUGCUAUAAUGCUGCUGCUUCAUUUUGGAAAAGAAAUACAACUCAAGUGAGAUUUCAGCGGGAGUUUGCCGAGUGUCCGUACCGUAGCUUUGGUGGUUAUGCGAUAGUGAUUCAGUAUCUGGUCAUUACGAAACUCAUCCUUCUAACUCUCCUCUACGCUUUAUUCAGUGCCACCAAUGCCAAAAUAAAGCAAGAAUCGGAGGAAAUCUGGAAAUACCAGGUGUACAGCAUCAUUGUGGACUUUGAGACUCGUCUGAGAUUACCCGCUCCAUUUAAUUUCAUCAGCUACAUCAUCAUGAUGUUUGAGUUCAUCUGUCAGAAACUCAAACUGUGCCUAAAGAAAUGUUGUCAAUCUUCUUGCUGUAGGAAAAAGGAUCAAGUGGAUGGUGAGGGUGUGUCUGUUAUAAAGAUCAAGGGCACGACAGACUACAGCUACUGGAAGAUCUGUAUGAAGAAACUGAACGAGGAGCAGGAGAAAGGUGAAAGAGAAGCUGCACGACUUACAGAGCAGAGUCAAAGAAUAGAACAUCUGGUAACACAAUCCAAACUACAGAGGGAAUUUAAUGACAGAAUGACAGAGCAGAUGUCAAAUCUGGAGAGACAGCUGAUUGCCUGUAGCUUAGCUUUGGAGCAGAUUGCCCACAAAAUAGACACCAUUGAUCCCCAGGCCCGGCCAGAAUUAGAGACCGCCACCUCCCUUCACAUUGCUAGUCGUCAGUCUCCGUAUCCCUACACUAAGAUACAGAGGUUUCCUGUCUUUGACAAGUACGUCAACUGGGAGGAGCCUUAUCCUACCUAUGAUCCAGUCCUGUACACCAAACCUGUGGAUGAAUACAGAGAAUCUAUACAGAGUCUGGUGGAUCCAGAUUUUAUUGAGAUCAUACAGCGUAUGGAGAGCAGCAGUCAGAGUCAGGAUGAGAGAACCAGUUUAUUGUCGGUUACCGGGUACCAGAAACCCCUGUGGAAUCUGUCAGCUACAUUUGUCAUCAAUGAGAAAAGCAUAGAAAUCAAUAGAGUAUCUUGGAUCACCAGGGACGGUGUACCAAUUCGAUAUGAGCUCGACUCCUCCAACAUGCCUAUAAAUUCCAUGGGUCGUACUGGUAUGAGAGGAAGAGGGAAGUUGAGGAGAUGGGGGCCGAAUCAUUGUGUGAUGUUGGUCGUGUCCAGAUGGAAGAGAUUUCUGUCUACAGGUCAGAACCAGCAGAACUUCAUCACGGUGGAUGGCAAAAAAGUCCUAGAGGUCGUAGUAUUUCAAAAGAAGGAAUCAGGGGAGUUCACUCUGCCUAGUGGUAAGGAAUAUGGUGACAUGUCCCUCUACUCAGCUGUCUGUAGGAAGUUUCUGGAGAACAUUUUCCAGGAGUCUGAGACCAAGCUUGACCCUAACAUGACAGAACAACAAAUGAUUCAGUUCUUUGAGCAGUUUGUGGAGCCCCAUCCUGGCCCCUUCACAGGGUUUACUUCAGGACAAAUUUACAAGGGCUACAUGGAUGAUCCGUGUAACACUGACAAUGCCUGGAGAGAGGCGGAGGUCUGGAACAUACACUACCAUGUUCCAGAUAACCUUGACCUAAAGAUCAAGGACAAAGAGAAAAAAUGGAAAGAAGUGUCUUCUUAUCUUAGACUACCAGGAAACCAGAAUCUAAUCGUGCAAGAAGCAGCCCGUAACCAUGGUGCCUAUUAUUAAAACUGGUCGACAUACACCUACAUAUUUACCUGUCCAAUAAAAGCCUUAACCACCAAGUACAUGGUUGUAGAUUCCAAGUGCAAUGUUAAUAACAGA
Saccostrea cuccullata (small rock oyster) is the source of this 4943-nucleotide messenger RNA. Its product is annotated as transient receptor potential cation channel subfamily M member 3-like. The transcript has 32 exons. Gene Ontology annotation, molecular function: monoatomic cation channel activity. Gene Ontology annotation, biological process: monoatomic cation transmembrane transport; metal ion transport. The record is from RefSeq and is a predicted model, not a curated record. Gene Ontology annotation, cellular component: plasma membrane. NCBI's taxonomy places the organism in Eukaryota, Metazoa, Mollusca, Bivalvia, Ostreida, Ostreidae. The coding region runs from base 114 to 4847 and encodes 1577 amino acids.